This is a messenger RNA of Onychostoma macrolepis, 1540 nucleotides long. It is a transcript of the gene rxfp3.3a2, whose product is annotated as relaxin family peptide receptor 3.3a2. The transcript has a single exon. Gene Ontology annotation, cellular component: membrane. Gene Ontology annotation, biological process: immune response; G protein-coupled receptor signaling pathway. The record is from RefSeq and is a predicted model, not a curated record. The coding region runs from base 161 to 1357 and encodes 398 amino acids. Gene Ontology annotation, molecular function: G protein-coupled receptor activity. NCBI's taxonomy places the organism in Eukaryota, Metazoa, Chordata, Actinopteri, Cypriniformes, Cyprinidae.
GUGCGCGCGCUUCACAGGCGGGCGCUCCCCGCGCGCUUCUGCAUAAAACGCUGGCUGUCAGGUGCACUGCGUGUUCAAAACACGUCGCUUACACCUAUGGGAACCCAUUGCCGUCUAAAACCGUUUGUGUUAUGUCUGAAACAAUGUCAGACUAACUGAUAUGCAAUCAGUAGACACCCUUGUUCACCAGGCACCUGUUGGAGAGUUUCCUUCAGAAACAAUGGGUGACAUUCUCAACCAAAGCGGAUGGGGAACUUUGAACAGAAGUUUAACGGAUCAACACAAGUUCAGCAGUCUGGAAGACAUCGAUGUGACUGCUGACGGCAGCCUCGUCCUGCGGAUUAUCAUCUCGGUGGUUUAUUCCGCGGUCUGCGCCGUGGGUUUGGUCGGAAACCUUUUGGUGUUUUUCCUUAUGAAGAUAAGACAAGGUCGAAAGAAAUCCAUCAUUAAUUUCUUUGUCAUCAAUUUAGCUGUCACCGACUUUCAGUUUGUGUUGACCUUGCCUUUCUGGGCUGUGGAUACGGCGUUGGAUUUCAGCUGGCCGUUUGGUAACGCCAUGUGCAAGAUCAUUUUAUCAGUCACUGUGAUGAACAUGUACGCCAGCGUCUUUUUCCUCACUGCAAUGAGCAUUACGCGCUACUGGUCUGUCGCAUCUGCUUUAAAGAUCCCUUCUCGAAAGAAGUCCGUGUCUGUGAAGUGGGUCUGUGCUGUACUGUGGAUCUUGGCGACUGUGGCAACGGCUCCAACUUCGAUUUUCUCCACCGUGACAGUUGUGGCAGGUGAAAAACUCUGUCUCCUCAAGUUCCCAGAUGGCCAGGAUUGGCUCGCUCUGUAUCACCUUCAGAAAAUUGUCAUUGCGUUUAUCUUGCCCAUGUUCAUUCUGUCAGUGUGUUAUCUGUUACUGCUCAGGUUUAUCCGAAAGAGGGGCAUUAAUACCCGUCAAAGAAGACGAUCGAAAGUAGCGAAGUCUGUGACGGUGGUGGUCCUCUCUUUUUUCAUUUGCUGGAUGCCAAACCAUGCGAUCACCCUCUGGGGCGUGCUGGUGAAAUUGAACGUGGUGCACUGGGACAAAUCAUACUACAUGGUGCAUACUUAUGUUUUCCCCGUGACUGUUUGUCUUGCUCAUACUAAUAGUUGUUUAAACCCAGUUUUGUAUUGUCUUAUGCGACGGGAGUUUAGGAAAAUGUUACAUAGCUUCUUUUGGCGCAUCUCUUCGCCUGUUAUUUCGAAGGCUGGAAAACUACAUGGAAACAAUCGAGGCAGCAAUCAUAACCUGGAUGACGCACACACUGGAAUUCAUUUAAACGUGAUUGACGCACAACUCUCCCAACAAUCCAGACAAGCGACCUUAUACUGACAACAUUCAUAGGACUUCAGACAGAUUCUGUCAACUUAUUAUAUACAGUGGACUUAUUAUUAUUUUUUUUCCUGAUAAACCAAAGGGUUACUGUGAUUUGAGAACGAUACUGAGAACGACGAAUGAUUGUAGAUGUUGUUUGUGACUUGAACAGUUUUAAAGAUGUUUUAUUUGUUGGCCCAU